GUUUCCAGAAUAAAAAUAGGGUUGCAAUCCUGGCAGAACUAGACAAGGAGAAGAGAAAGUUACUUAUGCAAAACCAGUCUUCCACAAAUCACCCUGGAGCCAGCAUUGCACUUGCAAGAUCACCGCUGAACAAGGAUUUCCGUGAUCAUGCUGAGCAACAGCACAUUGCAGCACAGCAGAAGGCUGCACUGCAGCAUGCACACGCACAUUCCUCAGGAUACUUCAUAACUCAAGACUCUGCAUUUGGAAAUCUUAUUCUUCCUGUUUUACCUCGACUUGAGGCAGAAUGAGGAAUGCUGAUUCUCAAAACUGCAAGGUCUGAUUUUUGUCCAUAGCAGGAACUGUCUGACCUUUUAAUUUCUUUACUUAUGUUAAAGCUGAUUUUUUUCUGGAUUUUUGUUGUUGCUUUUCAGGAGUGUGAGCCCUAACGAUGAAAAAACGAUAUUGUUGAACACCAAUUUUUAUCCUGUAUUUCUGUUUCUCUGUCAGGUCAAAGUCAAAUGUAAGACUUCCUUAGUAUGUGAAGUCAUCGCGUUUGCGCUUUCCUGUUUCUGUGCUUCCUUUAACUAAACAUCCAAACAGGAGUCAUCAAGAGAUGCAUACUCUG
Molecule: messenger RNA, 607 nt
Organism: Apaloderma vittatum (bar-tailed trogon)
Lineage: Eukaryota; Metazoa; Chordata; Aves; Trogoniformes; Trogonidae
Gene: INIP
Product: INTS3 and NABP interacting protein
Exons: 3
Biological process (GO): DNA repair
Cellular component (GO): nucleoplasm; SOSS complex; nucleus
Source: RefSeq, a predicted model, not a curated record